AUGAAGACAAGAUCCAAUGACGCUGUCUUAACCUUCACAGACGUCUGUCUGACCUUGAAAGACAAGACCAUUCUUACAAAUAUCAAUGGCAAAGCCAAAAGUGGACAGAUACUAGCUAUCAUGGGUCCAACAGGAUCAGGAAAAACCUCUCUUUUGAAUAUUUUGGCGGGAAAUGUGCCAUUGACAUCAGGAACGAUAACUCUGAACGGAAGCUCCUUUACCAAGUUACAGCGGCGGAAACUGGCGUAUGUUUUACAGAGUGAUAUAUUCAUGUCAAGGCUCACACUGAGAGAAACACUUUACUUUACCGCCAUGAUUCGACUUCCCGAUCACGUGUCAAAGGCGGAUAAAAUGGCGCGAAUUGAGGAAAUUGUGGAUGCGCUUCAUCUCAGAAAAUGUUUGGACACGAUUAUUGGUGACUUCAUGCAUCGAGGAUUGAGCGGAGGGGAGAAGAAGCGAGCUAAUAUAGCAUGUGAGCUACUGACCGAUCCCAACAUUAUGUUGAUAGAUGAACCCACUUCCGGUCUCGAUUCGAGCACCGCCCAAGUGUUGAUGGAGGAACUUCUGGACUUUGCCUCCCGGUAUAACAAAACGAUUCUGACCACCAUACACCAACCUUCCAGUCAGAUCUAUCACAUGUUCUCCUCCCUAUUGUUGCUUGUCAACGGACACGCUGCCUAUUAUGGUGAGGCUCAAACAGCCUUGCAGUACUUCAGUGACCUUGGGUUAACAUUCCCUGACCAUUACAACCCCGCUGAUAGCAUGUUGGAGCUGCUAACCAUUAAUACGGAGGUUCUCAACAGAAUUCUUGCAGCGUCUGACAAAAGAAAUAAUUUCAGGGUUGAAACAGAUAACAGUGAAAACUGUGACAGGAAAGAAAAACACAAAGGUGAAGACCAAAGAACCGGAGCGAUGACGUCACACUUGAAUGGAAACAUCGCGAAAACGCCGUCACAUGAUGUUGUCGUUGGUCUUGGGUACAACAAAAGAGAUCCCUCAGAAGUUGUACUAGAUGUUUCUUCCGUUGAUGAUGUGGUCACAAGCCGUGUUGAAUUCUCCAUACAUAAAAAGUGGGAAGCCUCGUUUUGGACGCAGUUCCGUAUGUUGUGCUGGAGAAAUACGAAACAGUCAAAAUGGCGGAUAUUUGAUGACUGUACAAUUGCACAUACCCUGAUCGUCUGCUGUGUCUUCUGUGUCAUUUAUUACCAGAUACCACACACCAUUGACACCCUCCGGAACAGGAUGGGCGCGGUUUUCUUUUCUUUGGUGUUUUGGGGAUUUGCCAUGGUAACCGAUUCCGUCACAAGUUUUAUGGGAGAGCGAGAAGUGGUCAGGAAAGAGCGGAAAUCCGGCGCUUACCGCCUCUCCGCCUACUACACGGCCAAAAUGGUUAGCGAGCUGCCCAUGAUGAUAGUGCUGCCCGUAGUCCAGCUCACUGUCAUGUUCUGGUUAGCUGGAAUCGGUGGACCAGUUAAAUACGCUAUGUUCCUGGGAAUAAACCUCCUGAAUUGUUUCACCAUGCAGAGUAUAGGUUACGUCAUAGGCGCCUGUGUCCACAGCUUUAAGUACAGCAUCACUGCAGUGAACACAUUGAUGGUGGUAUUUCUACUGUUAGGUGGAUUUUUUAACACGUCCUUUCCGACAUGGUUCAGCUGGGCUAAAUAUCUAUCCUUUCUCCAUUAUCCGUUCGCCGCCAUUGUGACCUUGUUGUUCGGAGAUAUGGAACCCGUGCGAUGUGGAAACUCCCAAAUGUUCAAGAUGUGCACAAAUGCAACACAGAUUAUAAGCGGAAGUGACGUGCUAAGCAGUGUGGGAAUUGACCUUCCUGUGUAUUGUUGUGUUGGAACACUAGCUGUGUUGGUUAUUUUGUUACGUAUUCUUGGGUAUUAUGCCAUUAAAUAUAAAUUGUAA
Ostrea edulis (European flat oyster) is the source of this 1911-nucleotide messenger RNA. RefSeq lists its product as uncharacterized. Gene Ontology annotation, cellular component: plasma membrane. Bases 1 to 1911 code for a protein of 636 amino acids. The transcript has 14 exons. The record is from RefSeq and is a predicted model, not a curated record. NCBI's taxonomy places the organism in Eukaryota, Metazoa, Mollusca, Bivalvia, Ostreida, Ostreidae. Gene Ontology annotation, molecular function: ATP hydrolysis activity; ATP binding; ABC-type transporter activity.